Messenger RNA from Bicyclus anynana (squinting bush brown), 3481 nucleotides. RefSeq lists its product as uncharacterized. Lineage: Eukaryota; Metazoa; Arthropoda; Insecta; Lepidoptera; Nymphalidae. The record is from RefSeq and is a predicted model, not a curated record. Gene Ontology annotation, biological process: transmembrane transport. The transcript has 16 exons. Gene Ontology annotation, cellular component: membrane. Gene Ontology annotation, molecular function: transmembrane transporter activity. The coding region runs from base 1 to 3003 and encodes 1000 amino acids.
AUGGAUAAUGAAAAGGUGAAACCAUCAGCGUUUUUGAUCCAAGGAUUGUCGACUUUGAUAAUUGCCUAUCUAACUAGUCUUACGGGAUUUGUUUAUGCAUGGCCUUCGUACACAAUGGAAAACUUUCAAUCAAAUUCAACUGUUUUAAACACUCCUAUGUCUUUGGCUGAAAUAUCUCUUUUAGGCAGUUUAACAAAUGUAGGAGCUUUAGUAGUAACGCCCUUUUGUGGGUACGCAGUAGAUAAGUUUGGCAGGAAAUAUUCAGCCAUGCUAUUUGGAUUACCGAUCGUGAUUUCCUGGGGAAUAAUCUCUGUGACCAAAUCUGUGUACCUAGUCUUGUUUUCUGUGACUUUGGCUGGCGUCGGAGCUGCUGGGCAGGGAGUAUCUUCAAUUUACAUAUCAGAGAUAUCUCAAGAUUCUAUCAGAGGAGCAUUAACUUCGACCACUGUAUCGGGAUUCUUUACAGGAUUAUUAUUCUCGUAUGCUCUUGGGGGAUACUUGUCAUAUAAACAAGUUGUUUACGUCCACUUGUCAUUAUCAAUACUUUAUAUCUUAUUGUUGAUGUUGCUGAAAGAGUCACCAGUGUUUUUGUUAAUGAGUGGAAAAGAGAAGGAAGCAGCUGAGUCGAUCGCUUUUUAUCGUAGAGUAGACGUCACUUCUAAAGAAGUUGACAUUGAAAUAAAGAAGAUCUAUUUGCAAUUGGAUCCACGAAUUGUUAAUAAAUUACAAAGUGGAAACGAUAUACAAGCUGCAAAGGAACUGAUCGAAACAAAUCACGAUAGGUCUGCUAUUCAAGAAACUAAAACUGAAACACCAUGGCAGUUUCUAAAGCGUUCAGAAUCAUCGAAACGAGCUUUGUUAGCUGUGUUAAUAGUCAUGGCGGUGGUGAUUCUAAUGGGGUCUAUAGUGUUACAAGUAUAUGCAGAAGCUCUGUUCAAGGAAGCGCUGCCUAACAUGCAUCCUAAUACUUGCUCAAUCUGGCUGGCUGUGGUCUACUUAUUGGCGAGUUUAGUUUGUGCUGCAAUGUUGGAUAGGUUUGGGAGGAAGAGCUUAAUGACAGUAACUUCAAUUUUGUCUGGAAUAUUCAACAUGUUGCUCGCCUCCCAGCUUCAGAUGCGAUGGGCACCUCACUGGUUCACCGCAUUCGUUAUAUACGGAUACAGCUUCGUAUAUAAUCUAGGAGCAGCCGUAGUUCCUUAUGUUCUUACGGCUGAAGUGUUCUUGCCAGAGGUCAGAGGUCUUUGCAACAGUUUCUCAAUGGCUUGCAUGUGGAUAACGAAUUUCGUUACUCUCAUAAUAUUCAACCCUUUAGUGGAGGCGUUGGGACUUGGACCAACAUUCUACAUAUUUGCUGGAGUAUGUUUCUUAGGAGCUGUCUACAGUCACACUUGUCUUCCAGAGACAAAAGGCCUGUCCGCUGACAAGAUACAACCAUUGUUUAUGAAAAAACUAAAACGGACUCCAUCGAAAUAUAGUAGCAAAGCGAAGUUUGUGGACCUUUGGUGUGGAACUGUAGACUGUAGGAAAAUGGAUAGUGAAAAGGUGAAACCAUCGGCGUUUUUAAUCCAAGGAUUGUCGACUUUAAUAAUUGCGUACUUAACUAGUCUUACGGGAUUUGUUUAUGCAUGGCCUUCGUACACAAUGGAAAAUUUUCAGUCAAACUCAACGGUUCUAAGCACUCCCAUGUCCUUGGCUGAAAUAUCUCUUUUAGGCAGCUUGACAAAUAUAGGAGCUUUAAUCAUAACACCAUUUUGUGGGUACGCAGUAGAUAAGUUUGGUAGGAAAUAUUCAGCCAUGCUAUUUGGAUUACCGUUCGUGAUUUCCUGGGGAAUAAUCUCAGUAACCAAAUCUGUGUAUCUAGUAUUAUUUUCUAUCAGUUUGGCUGGCGUCGGAGCUGCUGGCCAGGGAAUAUCUUCAAUUUACAUAUCAGAGAUAUCUCAAGAUUCUAUCAGAGGAGCUUUAACUUCGACCACUGUAUCGGGAUUCUUCACAGGAUUAUUAUUCUCGUAUGCUCUUGGGGGAUACUUGUCUUAUAACCAAGUAGUUUACGUCCACUUGUCUUUAUCAAUUCUUUAUAUCUUAUUGUUGAUGCUGUUAAAAGAGUCGCCAGUGUUUUUGUUAAUGAGUGGCAAAGAGAAGGAAGCUGCUGAGUCGAUCGCUUUUUAUCGUAGAGUAGAUGUCACUUCUAAAGAAGUUGAAAUUGAAAUAAAGAAGAUCUAUUUGCAAUUGGACCCACGAAUUGAUAACAUAUUACAAAGUGGAAACGAUAUACAAGCUACAAAAGAACUGAUCGAAAAAAAUCUCGAUAAGUCAGCUGUUCAAGAAACUAAAACUGAAACACCAUGGCAGUUUUUAAAGCGUUCAGAAUCAUCGAAACGAGCUUUGUUAGCUGUUUUAAUAGUGAUGGCGGUGGUGAUUCUAAUGGGGUCUAUAGUGUUACAAGUAUAUGCAGAAGCUCUGUUCAAAGAAGCGCUGCCUAACAUGCAUCCUAAUACUUGCUCAAUCUGGCUGGCUGUGGUCUACUUAUUGGCGAGUUUAGUUUGUGCUGCAAUGUUGGAUAGGUUUGGGAGGAAGAGUCUAAUGACAGUAACUUCCAUUUUGUCUGGAAUAUUCAACACGUUGCUAGCUUCUCAGCUUCACAUGCGCUGGGCACCUCACUGGUUCACCGCAUUCGUUAUAUACGGGUACAGCUUCGUAUACAAUCUAGGAGCAGCCGUUGUGCCGUUUGUUCUUACGGCUGAGGUGUUCUUGCCAGAGGUCAGAGGUCUUUGCAACAGUUUCUCAAUGGCUUGCAUGUGGAUAACGAAUUUCGUUACUCUCAUAAUAUUUAACCCUUUAGUGGAGGCGUUGGGACUUGGACCAACAUUCUACAUAUUUGCUGGAGUAUGUUUCUUAGGAGCUGUCUACAGUCACACUUGUCUUCCAGAGACAAAAGGCCUAUCCGCUGACAAAAUACAACCUUUGUUCAUGAAAAAACAAAAACGGACACCGUCGAAAGCUUAAAAUCAUUAAUAACUACUUUUGAGUAUAAAUUUCUUAAUAAAAUCUGCUAAAAAAUGUCUGAGCAUAUGUGGGCUAUGCUAUAUUUAUAUUCUGUAAAAAUAUUUUUAAGUAAUUAACAAAUGCUUAAGAACUACGUAAAUGUUUACCAAUCGGGGUUAUUAUAGUUCAGUAAUUUAAUAUUAUGAUUGUAUACUAGUCAAAGACACACACACUCACAUUUUUUAUAUUGUUAAGUGCUUAAACUUGUUUAAAAAUUCAUUUACACUUUUGUUAUCUUAGUGACUCCGAGGGAGAGGGUUGGUUAUCCUUAACACAGAUCCGUAGAAUCUAGGAUAGCCAGUUCUUGAACUCAUGAAAAAUUGUAAACCUUGUGUGAUAAAUAAAAGAUUAUUAUUAUUAAAGAGUCAAAUCUGAUUUUAAGUGUAUCAUUAUCUCUUGAAUUUGAUUUUUUAUUACUUUAAAGUAAUGCUUAAUAUAC